CAAUGGUAAUACCAGCACACAUGGGUUAAGCAUGCAGGUUAAGUUAUUUUUUGCAGUUAGCCACACCCCAAACAAUUCAUGAUUUCAAAACACAGAUCAUAUAGUUUAUUUCAAUUAUAAUAUACAUUUAUUUGCUUUAGCCAUACACUGUUUAAAUGGAGUGCACACAUUUUCACAUUGUAGGGUUAUGUAAACAUUUUCUGUUCUAUUAAUUAUUGUUUCUUUGUUACCAUGUUGGAGAGAGAUCUGUCCUGGGGGAAGAAAGGCGUGGCCAAGGGUGGAGGACUGUGAUAUCCUGUGGCCUGCCAAUUAAGACAUACCAUGUGCUGGCAUGUCGGAGGGGGGUUUUGGGUUUAGUUUGUGUUACUUUGUACUUGUGGUAUUUGUCGUCCAUUUUGUUUCCCCUUAUGUGUAAAUUGGUUUGGCCAAGCCACUAUAUAUGUUCCCUUGUGUCUCAUUUAGGGAGGUCAGUUUGUUUAGUUCAUAUCUUGUUUUGUUGUAUGCUGUUUUGAGUAUACUUAUAUUUUGUUGACCUCUUUUAUAGGCCUGGUUGCUAACUUUUUGGUUUCUAUUGUUUAAUAUUUUUUGGGUAAAUAAAACAAAACCCUCUUUUUCAACAAAAACUCCUGUUUUCCUCAUUGCCGGACUGUUUGGUCCGUGACAAUUGGUGGCAGCGGUUGGAUUAUCCCGUUGAGGAAACAGGAUUUUUUUUUUUUUUCUGCUCUUCCCUUUUCCAGUUUUUUUUAUUCUUUGGUUGGUGAUCCCUCCAACACUGAAGAAAGAUGAUAAAGGGAAAAGGUGGAAAAAGACUUGGUGUGUCUACAGUGGCCCUGGAGAAGCAAGCCAGUGAAGAGGAAGAAGGUGGAGCCUCAGGAGGGGCUGAGGACACAGAGGGUAAGGAGCCAACUCUCUCUGACUUGAUGGCCAUUUUUCAGGCGCACAUGGGGCAGCAGGAGGCUCGAGAGGCAAAGCAGAAUGAGGCAACUGUGAGACAAGAACAACGUUUUAAAGCUCUUCAACACCAGUUUCAGCUUUUGCAGUUAGAAGUUCAGGCCCGUACAUCUGUGGUGCCAAAUCCACUUUCGGACGACUCUGAUCCUCCAGAUAGGGAGGUUCAAUCAUCCACUAUGCACCCUCUGCCAGACCAAGCUGAGCCCAUGAUGACCACUCAAACAGGGGCCUCGGUAGGUCAGUCUUGCUCACAACAUAAGCCCAGGUUGGAAAAAUUAACUGAUAAUGAUGACAUUGAACAUUUCCUCAUUACAUUUGAACGCAUUGCUGUAGCAUGCAGGUGGCAGAAAGCUGAUUGGAUUUUUCAGUUAAUUCCAUUACUAACUGGCAAAGCUAGAAGUGCAUAUGUUCAUAUGGACAGUGAUGACUCCCUUGACUAUGAUCAGGUAAAAUCAGCCAUUCUUGCUAAAUAUGACAUUAACCCUGAGGCCUACAGGCAAAGAUUCCGCUCCACAGAGGUGAACUCUGAUGAGAGCCCCAAGGAGUUGUAUGCAAGGCUCAAGGAGCUUUAUGGAAAGUGGGUCCAGCCUAAGGGUCUGGGUCCGAGAGCACGACCCAAAUUCAGCCAUGGAGGCUGCUAGACUGGCUGAGGUUUUUGUGGCUGCCCGAAAGAAGGGACAACCAUGGAGUUAUAACUCAUGGAGAACUGCGAAGGAUAAUCGCAAACCAACACACGAUCCAGGCACCGGGGUGGGUAAAUUCCCCAUGAUGGAAAGCCAACCAGCUAACAGACCAGUAAAAUCCUUAGGGAGGAAGCCAAUCUGUUAUCUUUGUGGAGUAGAAGGCCAUACGAAACCUAUGUGCCCUAAAAACUCAGUUAACAUGACUCAGAUGUGCUUUGUACCACGAACUCAGGAGGAACCUGAGCUCAAGAAGGUCCAGUCUAUUAAAAUGAAAA
Rhinichthys klamathensis goyatoka is the source of this 1909-nucleotide messenger RNA. RefSeq lists its product as uncharacterized. The transcript is spliced from 2 exons. Lineage: Eukaryota; Metazoa; Chordata; Actinopteri; Cypriniformes; Leuciscidae. Bases 783 to 1592 code for a protein of 269 amino acids. The record is from RefSeq and is a predicted model, not a curated record.